CUCUCUCUCUCUCUCUCUCUCUCUCUCUCUCUCUCCGUUCUUUUUCUGUCAUUUGAAAAAAAAAAAAACCAAUGAAACCUCUCUGUCACACUCUAUAGAUCUAGUUUGCAUGUGCGGUGGAUGCAAUGGCGAUCGCUGCAGCGGUUGUUCUCCCUUUGGGUCUGCUCUUCCUCCUCUCAGGCCUCGUCGUCAACUUCAUUCAGGCAGUUCUUUUCAUCCUGGUCCGUCCAUUUUCUCGGAGUGUGUAUAGCAGGAUCAACAGAGUAGUCGCAGAAUUUUUGUGGCUCGAGCUUGUAUGGCUCUUUGAUUGGUGGGCUAACAUCAAGGUUGAGCUGUACACAGAUUCAGAAACUCUUCAAUUAAUGGGGAACGAACAUGCACUUCUCAUCUGCAAUCACAAAAGUGACAUUGACUGGCUUGUUGGAUGGGUCUUAGCCCAGCGUGCAGGUUGUCUUGGCAGUGCACUGGCUAUAAUGAAGAAAUCAUCAAAAUUUCUCCCCGUUUUAGGGUGGUCAAUGUGGUUUUCUGAUUAUGUCUUCUUGGAGAGAAGCUGGGCCAAAGAUGAGGAGACAUUGAAAUCAGGUUUUGAACAUCUAAAGGAUUUCCCUCAGCCUUUUUGGUUGGCUCUUUUUGUUGAAGGAACUCGUUUUACGCAGGAAAAGCUUUUAGCAGCUCAAGAAUAUGCUGCUUCAGCUGGGUUGCCUGUUCCUAGGAACGUUUUGGUUCCUCGCACAAAGGGUUUUGUUUUAGCAGUAAACCAUAUGCGGUCUUUUGUUCCAGCAAUUUAUGAUGCUACGGUGGCUAUCCCUUUAAAUGAGCCCCGACCUACAUUGUUGAGAAUACUCAGGGGCCGAUCCUCUGUGAUACAUGUCCACAUCAAGCGACAUCUUAUGGAGGAACUGCCGGAAACAAACAGCGGCAUUGCACAAUGGUGUAAGGACAUGUUUGUGGCCAAGGAUGCUUUAUUGGAGCAACAUCUUGUCAAUGAUACAUUUGGAGACAAAGAUUGUCAAGACAUUGGUCGGCCAAAAAAGUCUUUAUUUGUUGUUAUUGCUUGGUCAUGUCUUCUUCUAUAUGGCAGCAUCAAGUUUUUCGAAUGGUUUUCGAUCCUGCCUUCGUGGGAAGUAUUCACACUCUGUGCAACUUUUCUGGCAGUUGUUAUGAUCCUGAUGCAGGUUCUAAUCGUAUUUUCCCAGUCGGAACAUUCUACCCCUCCUCCCGUGGUAUCCCCAGAAGAUCCUUUGAAAGCUAAUCUGCUUCAAUGAGCCAACGUAUCUUCCAUUGGGUAUAUGGGUUCGAUCAGUUUCACACCAAUUUUUUUGUGGCUUGGAGAAGUGCGAAUUCAUUUCUAAGGAGCAGAAAAUUCAAAAAGUAUACCUUACGAUUG
Messenger RNA from Rhododendron vialii, 1387 nucleotides. RefSeq names its product 1-acyl-sn-glycerol-3-phosphate acyltransferase 2-like. Gene Ontology annotation, cellular component: endomembrane system. Bases 126 to 1265 code for a protein of 379 amino acids. The record is from RefSeq and is a predicted model, not a curated record. The transcript is spliced from 11 exons. NCBI's taxonomy places the organism in Eukaryota, Viridiplantae, Streptophyta, Magnoliopsida, Ericales, Ericaceae. Gene Ontology annotation, molecular function: 1-acylglycerol-3-phosphate O-acyltransferase activity.